Messenger RNA from Lottia gigantea (owl limpet), 994 nucleotides. RefSeq lists its product as hypothetical. NCBI's taxonomy places the organism in Eukaryota, Metazoa, Mollusca, Gastropoda, Lottiidae. The transcript has 6 exons. The record is from RefSeq and is a predicted model, not a curated record. Bases 292 to 789 code for a protein of 165 amino acids.
GGCUGUAAAUAUGGCGGGAAAUAACUUUGAACUUUGCAGAAGAGAAAAUUAUUUGAAUGGAAACAAAAAGGCCAUGAUAUGUGUGUUUUGAGAGUUGUUUAUUGAACAGAGAGACAAAAUUUAUUCAUCAAAGUUGAAACAUUGGUGGUUUAGCUCGAUUUUGACUAAACUAUUAACUUUUUUGUCGUGUUCUUUGUUCAUUACUGAAAUAGGUCAAGUUUUAUUUGACCCGGAAGUUGUUGGAGAUCGAUCAGUGCGCAGGUGUAUAGAGGUCAUGGGGUGAAGAAUGUUAUGGGUGAACUGUCAACAAAGGACAUUCUAUUCAACAUCCUGAAAUGUUUUGUGACGUUUUAUGCCACCUACUUUGUCAUCAGUAGUAUUUGUUUUGCAUCUUUCAGACUAUCUGUUUAUGAUGGAAGAAUUCCGUUUGAUUUUAAAACCUGGGUGAAUUUAACUGAGUGUUGUACUGGAUACAGCCAUGAACAAACAGUGAAUGUGAUAUCAAUGUUGGUAACGUUUCCAUUAUCAGGAAUAUUCUACGGACUGAUUGUACGGAGCAGAGCCUGGGACUAUGCUGUUACUGUCACUUUACUACAUAUUGUCAUCACUUGUUUAGUAUUGUUAGAUUUCCCUCUAGACUGGUCUUGGUGGGUUUGUUUAGCUAGUGCAUUGAUAUUAAAGAUAUUAGCAGGAGAAAUGGUGUGUUUUCUGUUUUCUAUUAAGAAGAAGGUGAAGGUGAAACCAGAGAUAGAAUUUAUGAAUGGCAGCUAUCUUUAUCGCAAAAAAUAAUCAAGAUAUUUUUACUCCUUGCUUAGACAUUUUAUAUUCUUCUGAUUUAUGAAUUCAUUGUGCCAACAUUUAGCAGAUCAUCUUCACAAUGCCCAGCUAAUACAAACAUUGUCUAAUAUCUUGACAUCAUUGGUCACUUUAUUACGGAAGAUUGUAAAUGCAAUGAUUUGGGUGUAUUGUAAGCUACAGCCAAUGAGAGUCCUGC